AUUCCAUCGUAAGCUUGUCUGUAAUCUUUUCAACGCCAUCUAAUGAUUUUCAUUCACUAAACGAUAAUAGAAUAUAAUUAUCCGCCGUGAAGCGUUAUCAACUCUACUCAAUGUUGUGAAAAUGUCAUUCGGUUUUUCAAAUGAAGAAGAUGAUGACUUUGGCUCAAUUUCAAUUAAUUCUAAUUUAGCAUCAAUAUUUCACGAUUCGGGGAUCCACCAAUCCAAUUCAAAGUCAUUAAUCUAUACGGCACCUAAACAACCUCCAAGUAGUACACUUCCAACCACAAAGGGCAUGUCCCAAGCAGUUAUUGCUGCAGCUGCUGUCACAUGUUAUAAACUAAAUAAUGAAAAAUAUGAACCACUUCCUGGAAAAAUAGGAUUAGCCUUAUUGGAAGAGAAUGAAAGUAAAACUUAUCGGAUAAUCCUUUACCAAAAUAAGCAGAAACCACUAGCAAGUGUAAGGGUCACCUCAGAAUUUACCAUAAUUAGUCAACCAAACAACUUCUGUACAUUUUAUGAUGACCACAUGCAAAACUGGGCAAUUCUGUUUGAUUCCAAAGAAGUUGCUCAGAAAUUUCUUGGAAAGAUUGAUAAAAUGAAAAAUGUUUUGGCUGGACACAUGAAUAAGCCAUCAUCUGCAGAAGCGUCUUCCAUUGAUAGAAUAGAUGGCUCAUUAACAAACCCUAUUGCAAAUGAAACACUCAGUCAAGAUAGUAACAAAACCAAACUUAUAUCUCGAAUUGCUAAACUUGGUCAGCCCAUUUUACCCCUCAGUGGAGCAAUCGUGGCAGAUGAUAAUAGCGAUUCCGAACAAUUAAUGCAGUCAACUUCCGAACCAGAACCUCUAAAAGAACGAACUAAGCCAAGGAAAGCAGCUAGGCCUGGACCUGUUCUGGCUGCUCAACCUUCGAAUCGGAUUGAUUUCGAUAGCACCCUCAAUUCCAUGAUUGUACCGUCGCAUCAAUAUGCUCCUCUAAUGUCAGGACAACAGCCUUAUCCAAUGAUGCAGUUCCUUCCCCCUGCUUUUACCGGAAAUCAGGGUAAUAGCACCCAUCAUUUUGACACGCUGAUGUCAGAAAAUAGGAUGCAAAGUAGUGAAGUUCGUAUGCAUCUAUGCCGUUUGACUGACAAGAUUGACCUUUUACUGCAGAAGACCGGUGUUUUAGAAUCUCAUCAUAAAGAUAGUAACAAUUCUCGGACUGUUGAGCCACAUCUUGAUGCAAUGGCAACGGAUUUGCAAAAACUUCAUGUCAAAUCAAAUGAGCAUUCGAACAAGCUGAACCUCAUACUUGCCGAAAUAUCAGCUUCAAACAAAAACGUUGAAAAUUCCAUCAAUCCGACGAAGGCAAUAGACCAGUUAUUUUGUAGCGAGCGACAGGUAUGGCUGGAUAGUAGAAAAGAACUGGAAUGUAUUAUCCAGCACCUAAAACAAGAGAAUGAUCGGAUGGUUCAUCAAAUCGGUGAAAAAUCUGACAGAGAAAAGGAGACAGACGUUCGAAUUCAACAACUUCAAGAAGAGAAUGAUCGAUUUAAAGAUGAUCUUGAAACCUCUAACCGGAAUAUGAAAGACGGAACGUUGAAUCAGUUGCGAGAGGAGAACAUGCGAUUAACUUCUUUCUUAGAUAAAUCGUUGCUAAAGGAGAAAGAAUUAGAAAGUCAGUGUAAAAAAGCGCAAGAGAAAUUGGAGUAUUACGAGUCAAGGUCCAAUGAAACUGACAGCCGUCUAUUGCAAUUUAAAAGUCUUGCUGAAGACAAGGAACGGAAACUCUCUGAUCUCCAAGAACAUGUCCAGAAACUGGAAAAAGAGUCUUCAGGUCGGCAGGUUCUUGUAGAAACUCUUCAAUUACAACUUAAAAAUUCUGAAGCGGAAAUCGGAAACAAGUCUAAUCGUGAUGAACAGGAACCAGUGGAAGAGAAAGUUAAGACCAUCAUGAACAAAGUCUACAAGGAGAUCACAAAACAAUUCAAACCUGACGAAAGUUACACAUUCCACACUAUUAAGUCAACCGUUUCGGUGGUUAUACGGGAUAUCACUUUAGCAGUAUUGAACAAGGAACCAACUGUAGAACCAACAUUUGUUUCCCAGACAAUCAGUGUGGAUGUGGAUCACUCGAUAAUCGCAGUGGUGGACGAGACUGAUUCAGCGAAAGUUGUAGAUCCGGAUGUCCAGGGAGACUAUGGGUCUAUUGUCACGGAGGAAAAUAUUAGUGCUCGCGAGGAGAUCGUAGAUACGAUUCAAUCCGAAAACGAAAGCAAAGAGCGUUCUAUUUCAUUCCUAGAAACAUUACACAGCACUUUAGCAGCUGCUAGUCUUCAAAACGAGCACGGAACAAUGUGGAAGCCCGAUCCACCCCCACCCCCCUUAUUCGAUGACUUUGAUAACGAAGACGAUUGGUUAGCUUAGUGGUGUGAAAUACUGAAAUGCCGUUCAGACUAAUAAUGAUGUACUAUGAAGAUAAUGAAUUACACUUUGAAAAUAACAACGAA
Molecule: messenger RNA, 2487 nt
Organism: Daphnia pulicaria
Lineage: Eukaryota; Metazoa; Arthropoda; Branchiopoda; Diplostraca; Daphniidae
Product: FK506-binding protein 15-like
Exons: 9
Coding region: 122-2404 (760 amino acids)
Source: RefSeq, a predicted model, not a curated record